Messenger RNA from Meriones unguiculatus (Mongolian gerbil), 3066 nucleotides. It is a transcript of the gene Pgd, whose product is annotated as phosphogluconate dehydrogenase. Gene Ontology annotation, molecular function: NADP binding; phosphogluconate dehydrogenase (decarboxylating) activity. Lineage: Eukaryota; Metazoa; Chordata; Mammalia; Rodentia; Muridae. The record is from RefSeq and is a predicted model, not a curated record. Gene Ontology annotation, biological process: pentose-phosphate shunt; pentose-phosphate shunt, oxidative branch. Gene Ontology annotation, cellular component: cytosol. The transcript is spliced from 8 exons. The coding region runs from base 1400 to 2389 and encodes 329 amino acids.
CUAAGCUUCUCAGUCUAAGUCACUCUCCCAGCUGUCUAAUGUCCCUGUGCUUUAACCAACCCUCCAGGGCCAGGAGGUUACUGUGUUAAAAGCAGCUUCCUAAGGCUGACUAAAAAGAGGAUUUCGUAAAUAGCAGGGGAAGCGAAGGGUCUCUGUAGCUCUUUACUCCACGGCCAGCAAAUGCUGAAAGUAAACUGGGUUUGCCACCUUGCCACAUCAGAUGUCUCAAGACAUGCAUGAACGUUUUUGCAUAGCCUGGGUUUCGGGUUUUUUGUACUUGGGUGUUCACCAAAGCUCAGGAGUCUGGCCACAGACUCUUCCCCUCCUGUUUGGUGUUGCUGUGAGAAUAAAUAUCCCAUCUUGCAGCUUCAGGACAAUGGAUGAGAAAAGCACACCAGCGCAGGGAGGCAAGAGUUGCCAUUAGCACUCGUUAACCAAUGGUCUUAGUUAACAGAUCUGUCUCCAUCCCGGGACUGAUCACUACACAAAGGCUCAUCUGAGAAACGCCCAGUUGUGCUGGAUAAGCUCUACGCUGUCACCAGCUUUUCUCCCUCUUUUUCUUUCUCUUUUCCUUAAUUUUACUUGUUUCCCUUUUAUUCCUCUUCCUCUUCCAUUUUCUCUUUUUCCCUGUCUGCCUCUGAUUUACGUUUAUCUAUCUGGUUUAUUCGUGGGAGGGUGUGAAGAAGCUGUGUUUGAAGGUCAGAGGAUAAUUUUUAGGAGUCAGUGGUCUCCUUCCACCAUGUUUGUGCCACAACUAAACUCGGGUCUUCAGGCUUGGCAGAAGCACCUUUAUCUCCUGAACCAUCUUACUAUCCCCAGCUCCUAGUGUCUCCUCACUGUGUAGCCCAGGCAGGCGCUGGGUCUCAGUCUCCUGAAUUACAGACCCAUGCACCACCACAUCUCAUGCCCCUUUUUUAUACCUGUUAUUUUAUGUGCUCACUUUAUUAUUUUACUAAUGUGUAUGAUUAAGUUUAGGGAUAACAUAAGGACCCAGGCAUGUGGGUACAAGGAAAACACUCCCACUAACUGCCAGCUUUGGUGCCUGCCUUUCCCCAAGGACCAGUAUCAAGUUCCAUUAUCCUCUGCUAAGUGUGGUCAAAGGCUGUGAUGCGAAAAGCCGCUCAGUCUUUCCAAUCUUAGUGUAAGGGACUAGAAAGGGACUCCUCCCUUGGUGGCAGGGCACUACCAUUAGAGGGCUGUGACAGUAACUUCCUUUCAGCUUCCUCUAGGCCCAAGUAAAGGAAAAGCCAGCUGCACCAGUGGGUCUUGACUCAGCUAGAGUCAACUCCUGUAGCCUGCAGGCUUGGGUUCAGGUCAAGAAUAAAUGGUAUAAAUUGAAAGUAUGUGAUCCUAGGCUCAUUCACUUCUGGAGCAACAGGAAGAGGAAGAGUGAAGUAGGAUGUCCUCAUACGACACAGCUAGUUUCCAAAUUGGAAGGGGCCGGCCAGCGAUAAAGGUGGGAGAUGAGGGUGCUGGGCACUUUGUGAAGAUGGUGCAUAACGGGAUAGAGUAUGGCGACAUGCAGCUGAUCUGUGAGGCCUACCACUUGAUGAAGGACGUCCUGGGCAUGCAGCACAAGGAGAUGGCCCAGGCAUUUGAAACGUGGAACAAGACAGAGCUGGACUCGUUCCUGAUUGAAAUCACUGCUAAUAUUCUCAAGUUCCUGGACAGUGAUGGCAAAGAGCUGUUACCAAAGAUCCGGGACAGUGCUGGGCAGAAGGGCACUGGAAAGUGGACCGCCAUCUCGGCGCUGGAAUACGGCAUGCCGGUCACCCUUAUUGGAGAAGCUGUCUUUGCUCGGUGCUUGUCUUCUCUGAAGGAGGAGCGAGUUCAGGCCAGCAGAAAGCUGAAGGGCCCCCAGCAGGUCCAGCUGGAAGGCAGUAAGGAGUCGUUCCUGGAGGACAUUCGCAAGGCCCUCUAUGCUUCCAAGAUCAUCUCCUACGCCCAAGGCUUUAUGCUGCUCAGACAGGCAGCCACUGAGUUUGGCUGGACCCUCAAUUAUGGUGGCAUUGCCCUGAUGUGGAGAGGGGGCUGUAUCAUCAGAAGUGUGUUCCUGGGGAAAAUUAAAGAUGCAUUUGAGCGAAACCCAGAACUUCAGAACCUACUGCUGGACGACUUCUUUAAGUCAGCAGUUGACGACUGCCAGGACUCCUGGCGACGGGUGGUCAGCACUGGGGUGCAAGCCGGCAUCCCCAUGCCCUGCUUCACCACUGCCCUCUCCUUCUAUGACGGGUACCGACAUGAAGUGCUGCCAGCCAACCUCAUCCAGGCUCAGCGGGAUUACUUUGGGGCUCACACCUAUGAACUCUUAUCCAAACCAGGGGAAUUUAUCCAUACCAACUGGACAGGCCACGGUGGCAGCGUGUCAUCCUCUUCAUACAAUGCCUAGUAGGCCUGUGGCUCCGCCCUCCCCCUCCUCCUCCCUCCCAGCAACGGAACAGCCCCUGUGGGGCUGGCACACAGCACUCCUCUCUGCCCUAGUUCCUGCUCAGAUCUUUUAGCCAAGUGUUGGCUAUGAUUGCUGAAGAAGUCACCAGGGUCUCUUGUCCAGUAGUUUCUGAGCCACCAUGUAUUCUGCCUCGACCUUUUGCACUGCCAGGAACUGCCCUUGCGCGCCACUGCGUGACCGCUCCCUGACUGAGCUGUGCCAUGUGGGUCAGACAGGCUGCGCUCUUAGCACACGGAGUGUGGGUGUGUGGGAUUGUACAACCUUGAGCGUGGAUCAUGCGUGUGGGUGCUGCCGCCCCCACUCAGGAACAGAUGUAUGUGGUUACACUCUUCUACACUGGCCUCUGGACGUGCCAGCUGCUGUCCUGUUAGCAGAAAGUUGUACGCGGAGUUCAUUACAUGGGAAGUGAUUUGUUUUGCUUUUGAGUCUGGCUAUUUUUUUUCCUUGUAAGCCUCCAAAUAAAACAGGACACAUUAAAUUGAGGGUAAUGAUUAAGCCUGGAGGAAGGUGAGGAGUAGGUGGACAGGGGCUCUCAUGCUGGGUCUUUUUUUCUGGGUACCUACAUGUAACAUCCUCCCGUCACACAUUUGUAAUAAACUUUUUUGACUGGCUUGGUC